UGGCAGCAGCUCCGUUCUCCGAGCUCCUCACAGCUGCAAGGAAACAAGGGCCGGACCUGAAUUCUAGCUAGGACAUGGCUGGAAUAUUCGCCUGUUCCUCGAGAUCUUCGUCGAGCUUGGCCCUUCGGCUGUUGGGCAAGCGAAACUCGACAUGCAGGGUGCCGAAAUCUCGUUUGCAGAGCAGUUUGGCUGGAUCAAGGCAUAGAGCUGCAACUUGGGCGCUUCUUAACCAGACAACAUCACCUAACAGUCAAACUCUGACAAGUCAGCAAUGGUUAGUUCCAUCCAGAAGUUUUCACUCGUCCAGGAUUCUAUGGGAUGACGUUAAAAUUGUGAAUGUACCUCCUUUUGCUGACUCAAUCUCUGAGGGUGACGUCAGGUGGGAAAAAGCUGUUGGUGACUCUGUUGUUGAGGAUGAAGUUGUUGCUGAGAUUGAAACUGACAAGACCUCUAUCCCGGUGCCUUCACCAGGAGUGGGUAUCAUUGAAGAGAGGUUUGUUGAAGAUGGAACGACUGUGAAAGCCGGUCAGAAGUUGUUCAGAAUCAAGAUCACUGGAGCUGGAGGAGCGAAGCCGGCUGCAAAGCCCGCCGCAGCCGAGGCUCCUGCUGCAGCAGCUGCUCCUUCCGCCGCUGCCCCUCCUCCUCCACCCCCGGUUGCUGCCGCCCCAUCUGCACCGCCUCCACCAAGGCCAGCUGCUGCCCCUGCUGGACCCAUGACCUCGAUCCCUGUUGCUGCCAUCAGACAUGCUCAGGCCAUCGAAGCAGCCACUGUUAAGUUGCCACCUGCCGAUCCGACCACAGAGAUCACUGGAACUCGAUCCGAGCAGCGUGUCAAGAUGAACAGGAUGCGGCUGAGGAUUGCUCAGCGUCUGAAGGAGGCUCAGAAUACGAACGCUAUGCUCACCACUUUCAAUGAAAUCGACAUGAGCAAUUUGAUGGAAUUCCGUAAAGCCAACUUGGAUGCCUUCCAGAAGAAACACAAUCUCAAACUGGGCUUCAUGUCAGCCUUUGUCAAAGCUAGUGCUUAUGCCCUUCAAGAUCAGCCUGUUGUGAAUGCCGUCAUUGAUGCCAGCGACAUUGUCUACCGCGAUUACGUUGACAUCUCCGUGGCUGUGGCAACCCCUAAGGGUUUGGUUGUUCCUGUCCUGAGGAAUGUGGAGGGCAUGAAUUAUGCCGACAUUGAAAAAGCAAUUGCUGCUCUCGGAGAAAAGGCCAGGUCUGGUGCUUUGGCUGUUGAAGACAUGGAUGGAGGCACCUUUACCAUCAGCAAUGGAGGAGUGUUUGGGUCCCUCCUAGGCACCCCCAUCAUCAACCCUCCUCAGUCUGCCAUCCUGGGCAUGCACUCGAUUCAAGAAAGGCCUGUAGCCAUCAAGGGACAGGUGGUGAUUCGACCCAUGAUGUAUGUGGCUCUCACGUACGAUCACAGGCUUGUUGAUGGCCGUGAGGCUGUGACCUUCCUGCGCAAAAUCAAGGCGGCCGUCGAAGACCCCCGAGUUUUGCUGCUCGGCUGAAUCAAUAGUUGAGCCCAGAACAGCCUUUGGUGUUGUAUAGUUUCCUCAUUUCAUUGAAUCCUGUGACGCGCCAUUAAUUUUCUAUAGGCAAGGAGUCCUGCUGAGAUGGAGGCUCUCUCAGUAGUCUCAAUUAUUUCGCUGAGCAAUCUGGUUUUACUUAAUCUUCAUUUUCCAGUCUUGUGCAUUACUGAUUGACGAAAAAUAAUGCAGGUUCAUUACUUUGUCUUUUGUUCUUGCCUACGUCAACACCCUUGGUUCACUAUUUCUUCUAGUGCAAUUAAUUUGAAAAAAAUAGAUGAUUAUUGUCUUGAAUUAUUAUGCAGUUGCACGACCAUGUAUUACUUUAAACAAAGCUGAAAUUAAUAAGUCACGAGGAGCAUUUGACAGACAGCACAUGUAUGAAGAACUGAAAGGCAUGCUUUACAAUGUCAAGCCUGUGAACGCCAUAGGUCAACAUGUAAUAUAAAGGUGUAUGAUAAAUUGCAGUGAAAUUAUAUGGGAGGCCCUGCAAUGAAUUGAAUGGGCGCCGUCUGUAUUCUUUAUUUUGUAAAGUAUGCACUUCAUAUUAAACAUUCUACAGUUUAAAAA
Messenger RNA from Neocloeon triangulifer, 2099 nucleotides. RefSeq names its product dihydrolipoyllysine-residue succinyltransferase component of 2-oxoglutarate dehydrogenase complex, mitochondrial. Gene Ontology annotation, biological process: tricarboxylic acid cycle. Gene Ontology annotation, molecular function: dihydrolipoyllysine-residue succinyltransferase activity. The transcript has 11 exons. The record is from RefSeq and is a predicted model, not a curated record. Lineage: Eukaryota; Metazoa; Arthropoda; Insecta; Ephemeroptera; Baetidae. The coding region runs from base 75 to 1511 and encodes 478 amino acids. Gene Ontology annotation, cellular component: oxoglutarate dehydrogenase complex.